GUGUGCAGGAGUAUAUUUCGCGUGUACAAAACUUACAGCUUGCAACUGUGUGGGAUUUAACGCAUAACUCAUCUGCGUCGUCAUUCUAAAGGUUACGGUAAAGAUACGUUGUAGUAACGAGUUUUCUACAACUUUGGCCCAUUUGUUUCUCAUUUGCCGAACUGCAUCGAUCCCGUUACAUAGGAACCGCUAAAAAUUGUGUAGGUGCACUUUAAUUCAGCUAAUGCACCACCAACAUAAACACGGCUCACCCACGCAAGCGCAUUCACAGCACAGGCCGCAUCGCACCGUGUGUGCGUAUGUAUGCGAGUCACGAAUUUUGUUCCGUCCAGUGCACUCGUUUGUGACCCAGUUAGACGAUUACAUCUUUCGGGAGUGAUAAAUCAAAAACAUGUCUUCUUCGUUACACGAGAAGGAUCCAGCAAAUGGUAACGGGAUGGUCGACAUGCCCGCAGGAGCUACGCAUUGGUACGGCAAAGGUAUGAAUGGUACAAAUCUGCAGCGUCCCAGAAGGCUUUCGUUCAACGGGUCCGAUAUGGAGCUGUCCGACCUGAAGGGUGAAACGAGUGAACAGAGAGCAAGGUCCGAAGAACAGAAAAAUGCCAUCGAUACGAAACAAACGCUAAUAUUGCUCGCCAUCGCCACAACGCUUGCGGUUUCCAUCAAAUAUCUACUUCCGUCCUUCGAGCUAGCAUCAUAUCGAUCGAUCGGAUCCAGAGUUUCCGUAGUGGCAGACAAUGUGUGGCAAAAUUUCUUAGAUCGCUGCACCCACCUAAAGCUGCCAACUUUUGCUUGGAACAUGGAGUAUGUUGUACAACACAUUGCAAAUGCAUCCCACACACUGUAUGCAGUGGCUUUUGGGUUGCUGCUUUCAUCCUUCACCUGGUACAUCAUCUAUCUGGAUAGCAGCAUUCCAGGAGUGAAUCCGCCGACUCCAUUCUCCGCUUCCAAGAAACGUUAUCGUGGUGGACCUACCAGUAAGGAACGACGAUUUCACUUACCCUACGUAACGGCGCUACUAAGCGGAGUGGUUGGAUUUUUAAUCGCCCUUUUCAUCAAUGAGUAAGCGCAGCUAGGAUAAGGAACGGAACGCGCAAAACUAUCUUCAAUACUUCCGAAAAGUGCCUCGAAUUGUGCUAAUAUGAAAAAGGAGGCUUGAAUUCUGCUCUUUCGCAUUCCGGCUCAUUCUUUGUAUUCGUUUUCGACAGACUUUAUACGCGCUUUAUGCACAAAAUGGGCAGCAUCAUAUUGUAUUUAUUUUAGAAUAAUUUUACCUUUACUAACAGUUGUAAGCUUUCCCGUUUUUCGUUCGAUGUCUGACGAAAUUACUAAUACGUAUUGUGGAUAUUGUAGGGAAAGCGAAAAUUAAUUCAUUAACCUUGCAUUAAUUGCAAUCAGAAUAGUGUUCGGGUUUAAUUUUUAAGUUCCAUUUUUUGCAUUAAUAUUGCAUCAGUACAAAUUAUUAUGUUUGUUUUUCCACUACUAGAAAAUGUUUCCAUCGUGCCCGUAUGAAAUAUAUUAAUAGUAAAACAAAAUGAA
Messenger RNA from Anopheles moucheti, 1539 nucleotides. RefSeq lists its product as uncharacterized. NCBI's taxonomy places the organism in Eukaryota, Metazoa, Arthropoda, Insecta, Diptera, Culicidae. The transcript is spliced from 4 exons. The record is from RefSeq and is a predicted model, not a curated record. Bases 392 to 1066 code for a protein of 224 amino acids.